Messenger RNA from Chlorocebus sabaeus (green monkey), 3246 nucleotides. It is a transcript of the gene DPEP2, whose product is annotated as dipeptidase 2. Lineage: Eukaryota; Metazoa; Chordata; Mammalia; Primates; Cercopithecidae. Gene Ontology annotation, biological process: proteolysis. Gene Ontology annotation, molecular function: metallodipeptidase activity. The record is from RefSeq and is a predicted model, not a curated record.
AGCACUUGGUCAUCAAUCUGCCUUCCUCCUGGACAGCAGACACUGGGCAACAUCAAAUGUGCAGUCCCUAAAAUACAUCAAAGCUAGGAUCACUUCCCCUCCUGGGUAGCUUGGAACCUCCAGUCCCUUUGGAAGAGCUGGCUUAUUUUCUUUUUAGGAGGCCUUCUUGCAUCUCUAGCCGUCAGGUUUAGGUCACACUACCCAUGCACUGAUCAGCCCUGCCACGUAGGGGAGACUCCAAAGAUGGAGCAGCUCCAGUGGGUGCCAAGGUUCAGAGCAGAGUCUCGAGAACCUGAGGGGCAGGAGGAGGCAAAGGUCUCUGAGGACCAAGGGGUUUGGCCACAGUCCCUGAAGCUCUCAGGUGGUGGGGCUUCUGUGAGCAGGCACAUCCCUUAUGCAUGUGUGAUUGUAUGCUUGUGUGCUUGUGUGGUUGGGGGUCCUUCCUGGAGGAGGCACCUAGGUUGAGGGCCCCAGGCUGGAAUGGGGUGGGGCCUGUUGCCAAGGAAGAGAACUCAGCCCUGGAGGUUUCCGUGAGAGCUCCAGUCACAGGAGCCACAAGAUAAGAAGAGUGUGGCUGCAGAACCCAGGUGGCAGGCCUUUCCUCAGGCCCCUUACUCCUGACCUGGACGAGGCUGGGGCUUCCUCACAGAGGUAGGAGGUAUCCUGGCCAGCAGCACAGCCAGAAGCUCUAGGAGGAAGGUGCUGUGGUCGGGGACUCUGCUGCCCUAGAUAUGAUUUCAUUUCCUUCCAUGCAGAUGGCUGGGUGGGUUCCUGCUCUGUUGAGUGAAUGUUCCCCAGCAGUGGCCAGAUUCUUGCUCUGCCCUCAUCCCUCCACUGGGGUCCUGGGGACGUGUGGCAGAUCCUUAGGAAGGACCUCUUUCCUAAGGCUGAUUGGAGAACGUGGGGUGGGGGGGACAGAGGGGUGCUCCUGACAGGUCCUAGUAGCUGGGCGAGUCCCCAGGGUAUAGACUUGAGGCCCUAGGUAUAGACUUGAGGGCCUAAAUUACGGGAGACAGAAGGCCAGGGCCAGGGGGCCCCUUCCUGAAUCCAGUCCACAGGGUUAACCCCUCAUUUCCAGAGCCUAUCUCCUCCCCCACACCCACCCACACAACCCAGCACCAGGAAAUCCAGAGCCCAGAGCACUGUGGUCACAGGGACACAUGUGGCCCUGGGUGUGGCCGGGACACGUUGCAGGUGGCUGGGGACAUGAUGUGGUCCGCAGAUCUCCCAGGGCAGGGCAGAGGGCCACUGUUUGGGAAAAGCACCCCAGGCCCUCUCUCUUAGAGAGGGGGCCUAGGGGUAGCAGAGGAGCCACCUGGGUCGGACCCCUGGGGACAGUGGGAGGGGUAACAGGGAGAGUGGAGGGGCCUGAGACAGGCCGCGAGUGGGUGCCCAGGACAGGAAUCCGCCCAGCCAGCCCUAGGGGAUGACGGCGGGAGGGCUGGGCGCCCCCUGGUGGCCACAUUGUGUGGUGCCGCCGCUCCCCGCACAUCCUUCACGGGGCCCUGUGACUUCGUUACCCUCCUCGUGAGGCCACUCCGCCGAGUGGCCUGAAUCGAGGGUCAGGACUCCAUCAUCGCGCUCUGCCCCUCGCCCGCCCCUCUCAGGCUCUCUGACCGCCACCCCUGCCUGCCUGCCCGGCCCUGCACAACAUGCAGCCCGCGGGCCUUGAGGGUCCCGGCACGUUUGGUCGGUGGCCUCUGCUGAGUCCGCUGCUCCUUCUCCUGCUCCUGCUCCUGCUCCUGCUGCUCCAGCCUGUAACCUGCGUCUACACCACGCCGGGCGCCCCCAGAGCCCUCACCACGCUGGGCGCCCCCAGAGCCCACACCAUGCCAGGCACCCACGCUCCCUCGACCACACUCGGUAGUCCCAGCACCCAGGGCCUGCGAGAGCAGGCACGGGCCCUGAUGCGGGACUUCCCGCUAGUGGACGGCCACAACGACCUGCCCCUGGUCCUGAGGCAGGUUUACCAGAAAGGGCUACCGGAUGUUAAUCUGCGCAAUUUCAGCUACGGCCAGACCAGCCUGGACAGGCUUAGAGAUGGCCUCGUGGGCGCCCAGUUCUGGUCAGCCUACGUUCCAUGCCAGACCCAGGACCGGGAUGCCCUGCGCCUCACCCUAGAGCAGAUUGACCUCAUUCGCCGCAUGUGUGCCUCCUAUUCUGAGCUGAAGCUUGUGACCUCGGCUAAAGCUCUGAAUGACACCCAGAAAUUGGCCUGCCUCAUCGGUGUGGAGGGUGGCCACUCGCUGGACAAUAGCCUCUCCAUCUUACGUACUUUCUACAUGCUGGGAGUGCGCUACCUGACGCUCACCCACACCUGCAACACGCCCUGGGCAGAGAGCUCAGCUAAGGGCGUCCACUCCUUCUACAACAACAUCAGCGGGCUGACUGGCUUUGGUGAGAAGGUGGUGGCAGAAAUGAACCGCCUGGGCAUGAUGGUAGACUUGUCCCACGUCUCAGAUGCUGUGGCACGGCGGGCCCUGGAAGUAUCACAGGCACCUGUGAUCUUCUCCCACUCGGCUGCCCGGGGUGUAUGCAACAGUGCUCGGAAUGUUCCUGAUGACAUCCUGCAGCUUCUGAAGAAGAACGGUGGCAUCGUGAUGGUGUCUCUGUCCAUGGGAGUAAUACAGUGCAACCCGUCAGCCAAUGUGUCCACUGUGGCAGAUCACUUCGACCACAUCAAGGCAGUCAUCGGAUCCAAGUUCAUUGGGAUUGGCGGAGAUUAUGAUGGGGCCGGCAAAUUCCCUCAGGGGCUGGAGGACGUGUCCACGUACCCGGUCCUGAUAGAGGAGUUGCUGAGUCGUGGCUGGAGUGAGGAAGAGCUUCAGGGUGUCCUUCGCGGAAACCUGCUGCGGGUCUUCAGUCGAGUGGAAAAGGUACAGGAAGAAAACGAAUGGCGAAGCCCGUUGGAAGACAAGUUCCCGGAUGAGCAGCUGAGCAGUUCCUGCCGCUCUGACCUCUCACGUCUGCGUCAGCGACAGAGUCUGACUUCAGACCAGAAACUCACUGAGAUUCCUACACACUGGACACCCAAGUUAUCAGCCAAGUUGUCACUCUCAGAGUCCUCCCCCAACAUGGCCCCAGUCUUCACAGUUGUGGUCACCUUCCCGGUCCUUAUUCUGUGGCUCUGAUGACCCAGUUAGUCCUGCCAGAUGUCACUGUAGCAAGCCACAGACACCCCACAAAUUUCCCCUGUUGUGCAGGCACAAAUAUUUCCUGAAAAUAAAUGUUUUGGACAUAGAACCA